UAGUAAUUAUGGAUCCUGCUAUAUUUCCUGAAGAGAUUUGGAUAAAAAUUUUAUUACAUUGCGAUGUACCUGAUAUUAUUGCAUUUGGUAAUACCUGUAGUUAUUUAAGAAAAACAUCAAGUAGCGAAUAUUUAUGGAAAGUAAAAUGGCUACAGUUAUUAUCGCAAGUACAGUUUAAAUUUCCUGACAUAAAGCAGUUGCAAUCAUUUUCUGUCAAUUUUAAAGGAAUGUGUUAUAGACUGCAUAUGAUAAUUACAUUAGGUGAAAAUGUACGAUUUCCAAAGUGUUACAAUUGCAAUGGAUAUACGUGUCAAAGAAAUUGCGUGGAAGAGUUAAAUGCUAAAGUUAUAAUCGAAAUAGGAAAUAAAUAUACAUGGGCAAUUACACCAUCUAAUUGUUUAAAGAGGCAUUUUUCUAUGUUUGCCGUCCCAAAACAUUUUAAUAAGGAAUGUGAGGAGGAGAUACUGAUACCAAGUAUACCAAGCUGUAGUACAUGUCCAAUAAGUAAAGGAAAAUCAUUAGCAAGGAAAUUAAAAUUAUUAGGAUUUCAUGAUACUGAAUUACCUACAACAAGACUAUUUUGUCUAUUUUGUAAUCCAUUUCAAUUAUUUAAAGAAAAGAAAAAAUUAAUUAAACUUCAUAGUUAUCUUUCCUUUACAAAAUCUAAUUCUAUUUAUCAGAAACUUAUAAAUGGUUAUUGUACAGAUACCGUAAAAAUUCUUGGUAUACCAAAUAUUGAAGUUUUUAGUCCAGCCGAAGCUUUAUUAAAUAGUGGAACAUUUUUAAUUCUUAAAAUUUUUCUUGAUCAUUUGUUUCAUCAAAUGGAUUUAAAUGUAACAUUAAAAAAACCAAAUGCAGUACUCAUGUUUUGCGAGCCAUUGGCUAUACAUCCUGCUUUAAGGAAACAAUUAUUACACUAUUUAUUUCAAGAAGUUAAAGUAACAAGAGUAUGUUUGGUUCCAAAACCUUUAACAGCAUGUGCUAUAUUGGAUGUAGAAACAUGUAUUGUAGUCGAUAGUGGUGCAUUAAACACAACAGUUGCUGUAGUAAUUGGCGGAAGAGUCAUGCCUCAACGUUGGAAACUGUUACCUGUAGGUGGUUGGCAUGUUGCUUAUCACUUGAAACAAGCUAUGCACUGGAAACGAAAAGAAUAUCAUCAAAUUCCAAUAUCUUAUCUUGAUACUCUAGCUGUAAAAGAGAGAUGUAGACUGAGUUAUAAUAUUAAAAAUGAGGAAAGGGAAGGAGUACAGAAAAUAAAAGAACAUAUUAAUCUUAGAAUUGACAGUUGUAAUGAAUUCAAACAAUUUUGGCAUUUAACGUUUGAAGAACAAAAUGAGCCCAUGUAUCAGAGAGUGUCAUUAGGUUCAGAAUUAUAUAUUGCACCUGAGAUGAUGUAUAUUAGUCUUGGAUUACCAGAAGUAAUAAAAGAAGUUACAUUUGGUUUGCCGGAAGAUACAAUGUACGAUUGCCUUUCACACAUUCUGCUUACUGGGGGUAAUACAGAUUUAUCUGGUUUCAAAUCGAGACUGACUAAAGAUUUGCGAGAAUUGUUACCUGAAUAUAGUGAAAUUUUGGAAGUAAGAAGUUGUCCUGGUACACAUGGUUGGAAUGUUGCAAUGGGAUCUACACAUGUAUCAUUAGCUACACACCCUGAUAAAACACCACCCGAAUAUGUUGAAGGUAAUCCUUUUUGGUUAUCACGAGAAGAGUACGUAUUGUUUGGAUGUGAUUCAUUAGAAUAAUAAGAAUAAUAUAAAUAAAAUAUUUGCAAUUUCCUUACUUAUUAUAUUAACGAAAAUUUCUUGCAUUAUUAAUGCAUAUAUCAGAAAAUAAACGUUACCAUCAUCGAGUAUAUUUUAUUCUAUAUUGUUUAUUAGAUAUAUAUGUUUAUCAGAUAAUAAUAGUAUGUAUAAUAAGCUACAAUAUAGAAUUAUCAUUAUUAUUAUCGAAAAAAUUUCAAUAUUUACAUUUUAAUGUGUAUGAUGUUUAAUGAAUAUUUAUUGUAAUACUUUUAUAUAUAUUUUGCAAAUUUUUUUACUCUCAUUUAAUUCAUGUUAUAUAAAUACAAAACUAUAUCUUAUAGAAUAUUAUAGUUGAAGUUUAUAUAAAAUCUUUGAUCGCUACAAUGUCUUUGUUAUUAUUAUAGAUAGUUUAUAUAUUGUGUUUGUUGUAUUUUAUAACUUGAACGUCAAUAGCAACAAGUGAAGUACUUAUGUAAAAAAUUGACAUUAUAUAUCUUUAUAAUUUAUUAUUUUUUACUUUAUUUAUUUGAAUUGUUAGUAUUAAUUGAUUGUAUUUUUGUUUUUAUUAUUAUUUGAAACAAUAAAUUGCACACAAGAAUGAUCUCUUUCAUGUAAUUAAUAAUGAUACAAUUAUUUUAUUGGAAUUUCGUUUAUUAUUUAUAAGCAUUACACUUUUGAAUUAGUAUCCUGAAUAUUGUUUAUACAAUUAUGACACCAAAGCUAAAUAAUAUUCAUUUUAGAAUAAUAUAAAUGAUAUUUUUUAAAUGAUAUUAUUCAAUUAUAUGUUGUUCAUAAUUUCUUUAGUAAUAUACAUUAAUAAUCAAUUUAAAUAAAUAUGCAAUAAAUGUGUUGUAAAAUGUAUAGAUAAAAAGUAUAGUAUUAAAAUUUUAUUUACAUCAGCAUACAAAGUCAUAUAUCAUUUAGCACAUGACAUAUAUUAUGAAUAUUAUUAUUAAAACUCAACAUAAUUAUAAUUAUAUUUAAACAAAAUAAUUAUGUUUAAUUGGCUUGUAGUAAAUUUUUAUCAAAUUGAUUUCUAAUAAAUUGUAUAACAUUAUGUUUUCAUGAUUUCUGUUAUAAUGUAUAAAAUAUGACAUAAUAAACAGGUAUUUAUUGUUAUUCUAUAUAAUAAUGCAAAACACAUUUACUUAUUGUGCCAAUAAAUAAUCAGACACCAAUUACAAUAUUUUGUCAUGACAAUUAUGUUGUAUAAAUAUAUUGUGUCACAAAUUAUUUUAUAUACAAACUUUUAAUUGAUUUAUAUCAUUAUUGCAAGAAGAAGUCUCAUGAAUUUUUUCAUGUAAAAAGUUUUCAAAUGUACCAAUAUAAUGAAAUAACAAUCUACAAUUUGAUUUCUUAUUCAUGAGAUAUAUUAUUUGUUAUUAUAAGUUAAAAAUAUUCAGUAAAAAAAAAAAAAAAGAAAAAAGCAUAUAAAUUUCAUGUUUCUUCUUCUUUAACACUUUAUACAAUGUAUGCUCUAAUGAAUUACAGAUACUUUUAACGUACAUUCAUGUAAAUAAUUUAAUGUAUUACAUUAUAAAUCUAAACUAUUUUCAGAAAUGUGACUUGGUAACAUUUUUUUUUAUUAUUUCAUUCAUUAUGAAAUAAUUUCAACAAAGAGCACAGCCGUUAUAUAACAGAAAGUUAGAUUUAUAUAAAAGUAUUUCUAUAAUAGCAUACAUAAAACUUGUAAUACAUUAUUAUAAGAAUACAUAUUACAAAAAUGACUCAGAAGAAAAUACAUAUAUUUUAGUUUUUAAAUGAAAUAAAAAAAAAAAACAAUCCUAUCUGAAUUUUUAAAUGUUUUUAAUCAUUCAUAUACUUUUUAAUUUAUACAUACUAUAUACAAAAAAUUCUACCUCAUAUGUAUGCAUAAUGUCCAUUAUGUAUAAUUGUUAGUCUUUUGUCUAAAACAAAGAAUGCGGUAAAAAUUGUAUAUAUUUUCUACUCAGAAAAUUGUAUUUGUUACUAUCGCAACAACAUUGGAAAAAGUAUUUGGAAUAUACAAUAUUCAACAUACAUUUAUGGUACAAAAAAUGUAAUCAAUAAUUCACUACGUAUUAAAUUUUCUGCUACAUUCCCUGGAUGAAAUCAGUUGUGUUGAAUGUCUAUAGACUCAUUUUCUAUAUCUUUACAUUUAUCAUUGCUUAUAUUAUUUAACAUAAAUAUGUGGUGAAUAGUAUAUGAAUUCUUUAGUGAG
Vespa crabro (European hornet) is the source of this 3942-nucleotide messenger RNA. RefSeq names its product actin-related protein 6-like. NCBI's taxonomy places the organism in Eukaryota, Metazoa, Arthropoda, Insecta, Hymenoptera, Vespidae. The coding region runs from base 9 to 1742 and encodes 577 amino acids. Gene Ontology annotation, molecular function: protein binding. The transcript has 5 exons. The record is from RefSeq and is a predicted model, not a curated record.